AUGUACCUCUGCUCCAAGCAGGCUGGCUCGUCGAGCGUGGUCGAGCUGACAACGGCAUCGGGCGAGACGUUGGAGCAGGUGCGGACAAGGCUCAAGCGGUCGCACUCGCAUCAGGGCAGCAUCCAGACGUGGUCGACACGCUCGUUCUGGGGACAGGCGCCGCGGUAUGCGACCUUGCUGCAGGAGCUUUUUGACACUCGGGCCGAGCGGACGCUGGCAGCGCUCGGCGACGCAGUGGACCCGUCCGACGCCGACGCGCUCGCCUCGGCACUGGUCAGCGUCGCGUCACACGCAGGACUCACGCUCUCGGUCAUCCAGACGAUGAUCGAGUCCGAGUUUGCGUCGCACGCUGAGUUUCCGUCGACCAUUCUCCGCGGCAACUCGCUGGCGUCCAAGAUGGCGACCAUCUACUGCAAGUCUGCGGGCAAGAGCUAUCUGCAAGCCAUCCUAGCGAGCACGGUUGAGGCUGUCAUCGAUGACAAGGAGCUUUUCCUGGAGAUUGACCCAAACAAGCUGCGCCGGGUGCAUGGUGGUGCGUCAGACGAGGAGCUCGCCGCGCUGCAGGCUGCGAACCAGGAGAAGCUGCUCGCGCUCUCGACCUCGGUCUUCAAUCGCAUUGUGGCGGCCGAGGCCGUGGAUGCCAUGCCUGCGCCGAUUCGCGCCAUUGCCAAGCACAUUGCCGACAUGGCCGACGCGUACCUGCCGGCCGAUGUGGCCGAGGGCGGCGUGAAGACCAGGCUCAUCGGCGGCUUCAUCAUGCUGCGAUUCUUCAACCCGGCGCUGGUCACGCCUGAAUCCUUUGAUGUGGUGUCUGAGGAUCGAGUGCCGGACCCGCGGGCGCGACGAAACCUUGUGCUUCUCACCAAAAUCCUGCAGAACGUGUCCAACCAGGUCUUGUUUGGCUCCAAAGAGCAGCACAUGGCCAUUCUCAACUCGUUCAUUGAUGACAACAUGGCGACCAUGGCUGCAUAUCUCAACAACGUCGUUGCGCUCGACGAUGCUGACGUGGCCCAGUGCUCGGCAUCGACGACACCGCGGUCGUGGGACGUGCACGUACUCGACUGCAACGAUUUGUUCACCCUCCACUACGUGCUGCUCAACAUGCUGCCCAACCUCACGUUUGGCUUUGAGUCCCAACCGCUUCUCGACGGCCCGCGGGACGACGUCAUGAACAGCGACGCCGUCGACGAUCCUUCUGCCGCUUGCGUGCCACAAGGCGUGGCAUCCAACAGGGUCGUCGCCGCCCUCGCCGCCGCCGAUGCCAAGCCUCGCCCGGUCAGCCUCGACCCUGAAGUGGCGUCCGAGUUUGAUUCGCUCCUGGAGCAAAUGGCAAGUAUUGGUGACUCGCUCGGCGACGUGAGCGCACUACCGUCGGGCACCGAGACUGCCGAUGCUUCCGCCGCCAACGCUGUCAACAACGACGACGAUGAUGCAUUGUCGCCGUCCGCGCCCGACGCCUCUGAGGCCGUGCGCGGGGCUACCGCAGGCCUGUCGGCACCGGCACCGGCGACGGCGCGUCGCACAAAACGGCGCGGACGGACGCGAUCCGAGGCAGCCGGUGACUCGCGGUUCCUCUCGGCAAUUAUGGACCUCGGCCCGCCACCAAUGGUGCGGCGUGCGUCGAAGCGGCACCGUGGGAUGUCUGCGUCGAGCUCGACAUCGUCGCUGGCGAGCGUAGGCUCGUCGACGCCUACGCUGGCGACGCCCGGGCGAAGCGCGGUGGAGGCGUCGACCGACAUGGCGGCGGCACGGUUUUUCUACAAGGGCCUUCCCAACAAGGAUGGCAUUCCGACGUACUAUCUCAUCAUGUGCCAGCUGAAGACGAUGUUCAUGGCGGACGCUGAGGCGCUCGCGCAGUUUGUGCGCGAGACGAUGGGAGCCGACAUCGACGCGCCAUACGCGCUAGUCAUCGACAUGUCGUGGGUCAAGGUCACGUUUGAGAUGAAGCGGCUGAUGUACAAGCAGCUCUCGACGUUUGCUGGCAUCUUUAACCGGCAGCAGAAAAAGAACUCGCGGGCGAUCUACCUCAUCCACCCGUCGUCGUUCACCUCGACCGUCCUCUACUUUGCGUCGCGGUUCACCUCGGCCAAGCUCCGCAAGAAGAUCCACGAGAUCUAUGAAUGGGAGGCGCUGCAUGAGUUCAUUGCACCGUCGGCUGUGGCGCUUCCGGAGAGCUCCAAGGCGUACCUGACCAAGGCGUAUGACGUGGUCAAGAUCAACGCCAAGGGUAAGGAGCAGAGUCGGCUCAUCAAAUUUACGCACAACUCGAUUCUCAACAUCGACCCCAAGACGCAGCGUAUCCGCAACGAGCGCAAGCUGGUGGAGAUGCUCGACGUUGUCGCGCCGCGUACCGAGCCCACUAUUGUGCUCCGGUUUGACACCGAGAGCCAGGACGAGUCGUCGUCGUCGGGCCUCGCCUCGACAUCGUUCCUCAACAAGUUCCGCCGCAACGAGGCCGACGCCGAGUUCCGCACCUACCGCUGCGCCUCGAUCGAGGAGCGCAACGAGGUUAUCUACGAGAUCUUUGAGCGCGGCUUCACCGCGCCGGCCUUUCCGCACGCCAACGAGUACGAGGUCCUCGAGCAAAAGGGCAGCUCCAAGCGCAACGCCCGAACGCUCAAGCUCACCAUCGACUCGAUCCUUACCAUUGCCAAGGGCCGCAUCAAGAAGGAGGUCUCGUUUGCCGGCAUCGAAGAAGUGUUUGUCGAUCCCAAGAACUGUACCCUCGUCUGGUUCAAGUGCAAGGGCGACAAGGUGCCGACCAAGCUGUACACCAACGACGCCGCCGCCUUUGUCGCUGCCGUCGAACAUUGCAUCCGCAAGAACCUCGCAGACGACUCCAAGCUGGCCCAGAACGAGAAGGAUGAGCUCAACGCGUACAUGGACGACGAAUGAGUGGAGAUGUAAAACGCACAUUGCCAGA
Thecamonas trahens ATCC 50062 is the source of this 2923-nucleotide messenger RNA. Its product is annotated as neurofibromin-A. The coding region runs from base 1 to 2895 and encodes 964 amino acids. The transcript has 2 exons. The record is from RefSeq and is a predicted model, not a curated record. Lineage: Eukaryota; Apusomonadida; Apusomonadidae. Gene Ontology annotation, biological process: regulation of GTPase activity.